CGUAUACGCAUUGCGUAAUUUAUUUUUCUUGUGUAAUGCAUGAGGCUUCCACACCGUGAAACCUCCAGUGGAAUCAUCUUUUCGAAUAAAUGGCGGCUGCUCAAGUUCACAGGAUGAAGAUGUUAAGUUUGUACAGGGAGAUGCUACGGGAAGCUCAGAAGUUUACUGGAUAUAAUUACAGGAUGUAUGCGGUGAGGAGAAUACAAGAUGCUUUUCGAGAAAACAAAUCAGAAACAAAUCCAGAGCUUAUCGAGGGAUACAUCAAGAAGGCACAGGAUAAUUUGCCCAUAAUCAGAAGACAGGCCACCAUUAGCCAACUGUACACGGAACCGAAGCUGGUUAUUGAAAGCGAUACUGCGAAGAAAAGCUAGCCAAAAGAAGUCUAGUCAUGUGAACAGUUUCCUAUGCAAUAACGGCAGAGAUGGAAGUGACAAUCAGUGAGGAUUUAGGGGUGAUUGUGAUGGACUCUCAUAGGUGAACUGUUUCUUUUGGACUAGGAAUUUAGUCUGAAUUCCCCUUAAGCCGAGGAGGAGGAGGAUACUCAACGGAAGUUUAAAUGCAUCUCUGGAACUCUGGAGGAGAGGAAUGAGAGGAACAUUGCAAGAAUUUAAAGUCUGAUGUGUGCAUGUUGGUAAGGUCAUGUGUAUUUACAUGUACAUGUAUCAUGUGCAUAUUCUAUCACAUACAUUUAUCAGUUGAGGUUUUGUUUCUUGGUUUGUUGGUUUAGAUAAAAAUUGGUAUGUAACAGGCACCAAGGAACAAAUUCAUAAUUUCUGACAUCAUUUUCUUAACAAAUAUAUGUUUAACAAGUGUAGUUUAAUGGUCAAUACCAUGUAUUCUUUGACAGAAUUGUUGAUGCUAAGCCCUGCUUACUUGUUACUUUCCUUUCCAGGCAAAGCCUACUGGUAGACAGAAGCACUGAAAUUUCACUUACGAAAUAACGUUGACAGUAUGGAUUGACUAUUAAGCAAUCAAUAAUACAUGUAUAUCUUUUAAUGAAAUGACAUUAGUUUUCAACUAGGUAUCAUUUCAGGAAGACAUUGAUGAAGGAAAAGCUAACGUCAAAGAAAGUUCCGUAGAGUCGUUGAGCACAAAAUGAAGGUCGAUGAUUUUCAAAAUUUUGUAUAAUCCAUCGCUCUAUUCUGCAUGUCUAUGUACAUAGGAUAUACAGCUGGGAGCCAGAAGGGCAUUUAGUGUUUGUUAUACUAGACUUUGGUGUGUGUUAAUGCCUUUCUGGCUAUGGACAAGUGAUAUAUUAUGAGGGCAAAGGAUAAUUAAUGGUUUGAUUUCGAUGCAUUACAGGGUUUAUCGAGACAGUAUGCUGUGUGUCUGGCAAAAGGGGAGUGAACACAAAUUUGGACAGAAUGUUUACAUUUUGUAAUUAUCUAGUGAAUGGUGAAAUAAAUAGGAGAAAUGGAAGAAAAGGCUAAACAUUUAAAAAGCAUGACUUUAAAUGUUGUACGAACCCUUCUGCCAGGCACUCAGCAAUUGUCAUAUCUAUUACAUGAUUUCAGGGAUUUUGCCAUUCAUUGUUAAUGAAAAUAGUUAAUGAAAAAGAUACAGUAGAAGAUUGUUUAAUUUACAUUGAAGACGUAUGUUUACUGUGUGCUUGUGAACCAUAAUAAACUACAUGUACAGGUAGUCAUAAACAUGUGCGGACAAUAACUAUGGGAUGAAUUACGUGCAAGAAAUUGAUUUGUAUUAUCAGCAUGAAUUAUUUUAAUCUCUUCUAGAGGAAGGAAAACCAAUAUGGUUUUCUUCUUUGUGCUGUAAAGUUGUACCAAGAAUACUCGGCCACUGCAAUGAAGCGCACAACAGUUUCCCUCUUUCUAAAGUUGAGGUAUAAAUAACACUGCUUUUGUGAUCAUCAAUCGUAGAGUCUUCUGAAAGAAACCUGACAUAUCAGGCACGAAACUGACUUUUUAAAAGCUUUUGA
Messenger RNA from Strongylocentrotus purpuratus (purple sea urchin), 1936 nucleotides. Its product is annotated as LYR motif-containing protein 4. Gene Ontology annotation, cellular component: L-cysteine desulfurase complex; mitochondrion. Gene Ontology annotation, biological process: iron-sulfur cluster assembly. The transcript is spliced from 3 exons. NCBI's taxonomy places the organism in Eukaryota, Metazoa, Echinodermata, Echinoidea, Camarodonta, Strongylocentrotidae. The record is from RefSeq and is a predicted model, not a curated record. The coding region runs from base 90 to 371 and encodes 93 amino acids.